GUCAGGUGGGACUUGAAUAUGCCGGGGUGGCUUGUGGGUUGGAACUUGGACCACAGACUUGGACUUUAAGCAUAUGUGUGGAAGUGAGUGCUACUGUGCUGGUGAUAGAGCAAAGAUACUACUCUGUAGAGUCGUGCUAGUGACUAGUCCGGUAGUCCCUACUCCCUAGCGAGAGUGCUAGAGUGACCACUGGCCAAUGUCGUUAGAGUAAAAUAUAACAUAAUAAAUUAUUAUACUGUGCCAUACACAGAGUAUUUUAUAAUAUUUAUAUUUUAUUUACUUUUAGUUGUGCUGUGGCCUGAGCAGUACAGUGUCCUACAAACACAGUGUUAAUAAUACGGAAAUAUAUUUAUUAUUUUUUAUCUAAUACAGUACGCAGAUAUCGUGUUCUUCUUAGUCGUUAAAAUUAUUAUAAUUAUUUAAUUUUCAAACGAUAACCACUAUAAAAAUACCUUGCCUUUUUAAUUGUUUGGCUUUCAUUAUUUAUUUAUUAUUUCAUUUAUUUAUUUUGCGCUGCUAAAGAGAGCUCCAAAACCAUGGUUGAAGCGAGUAAGUUUUUGUUUGAAAGAGCGUGCAGUUCCUGUGAUUGUAGCACCUUGAUACAUCCCUGGACUCAAAAAUGUUCAGAUGCAACAUUUUCCAUGCUUUUCAACUGUAUAAAAGGAAGUUACAAAUUCUAUGCGAUGGUAUACAUAAUUCAAAUUCUUAUGAAGGGCAAGAUACUUACUAGGAAAGAAAUGAUUGAACAAUUCAAAUUAUACCUUAAAUCUGGAAUAUUUGGGCUCACAGUAGGCAGUUCAUUUGUCACAUUAAAUUGUAUAUUUAGGAAGCUAUUCUUCAGUCAAUUUUCAUACUACACUACUGUACUGCUGCCGUGUACUAUCAGUGGCUUGGCAGUGUACUUUGAACCACCACAUAGAAGAAUUCUUGUCAGCAACCUGUUCACAAAUUUGGUCUUCGAGUACGGGAUAAGAACAGCUCAAUUCAAGGGAUGGCUGCGGUUGUCUUCAGGGCGGGAGACAUUGCUGUUUAUGUUGGGUAGUGCGCUAUUCUUCUAUCUCAUGCGGUUAGACAGAGACAACGUGAAACGGACGCCAUUAUUCUGGUUUUUCACGCCUCCUCGGGUUUCUAAAGAAGAGGGCAAGCCUGUUGAGGGCAUUCACGGCAGGAGUGAAGCGUGUCCUCACAAAGGACCUUGUAUGAAUUAUAUUGCGAAGGGUGCUGCUCAACUAUUUAGCGUUGGUCUUCUGAUGACUUGCGUAAGAACGAUACUACCGAGAAUAUUGACACCAAAGAAAGCGUUGAAGUCCCUGAAAUUCUCCCACCUCAAGCUGGGAAUCUUUUUCGGCGGAUACAUUGGGCUAUACCGGUUGAUAGUGUGCCUGCUAUGUCGGUCGACGGGCAAGGACAGCGCGCUACACGCCCUGCCGGCAGGUUUCGUUGCCGGCGCCGCUUUCAGGGCGUCACCUUCAUUGCCGAUCGCAUUGGCGCCUGUUACAUCUUCCUUACAGAUAAUCAUAUCGUGGGCGUAUCAGAGAGGAAUGAUACCGGCUCAGUGGCCACUCGUCGAGCUGCUGUACUGCGUGUGCCAGGGUAUACUGUUCCAUGCGCGGGUGAUGCAUGAAGAUGUAUGCCCCCGCUAUAUCGUGAACCUGAUGCAUACUGUCACCACUAACAAAGCGGACGAAAUACAAUCUGCGUUCAUCAAGAAAAUAGUAGCCUUCGGAAAUUGAUAAUAUUAGUUACGAGCUUAGAUUAUUUAUACGUCUAGAUAGACUAUGACAGUUGUGAAAACGUCGAAAAAAAAAUUUAAUUUAGAACUAGGUUAGUUAUUUUUAUUUUGAGCAAUUCACGCACACAAACACAAAGGGUCAUACAAAUCGCGAGUGUAAAACAUAGCUUGUCACGCACACUAAACUAAUAUUCCUGGCCUGUUUUUAUCGAUUGUCUAACAGUAAGAGACUAUCUAGACGUAUAAAUGAUCUAUGGUUGCAGUAGUGAUUUAACAUAUAGUGCCUGAAAGCACGAAUCUGUGAUUUAAGUAAUGAAUGAUAUUAGUGAAGGUAGAUUAAGAAAAGUUGCAAUAUAAUGUGGGUUGUUUUUUUUUAUUAGUAGUAACAAAAUGUCAUUUGCUCACGCGUCUUAGUAUGAUUUAAAAAAAUAUUCCUAAAAUAUUAAUGAACUAUUAUUAUUUAUCAUGUUAAGUUCUUUUUUAAAUAGUCGCCUUUUUAUGUGGUGGAUGGUGAAAUGGUGUUUGUGGCUAACGGGGUUUAGCUUUAAUUUUGACUACUCAUUUUAAGUGAACAAUUAUUAUUACUAACAAUUUGAAUUACGUACAAAUUCGGUGUAAUUCACAUAACUCAUUAAUUUCUCGCAUUUAUCAUAUUGAUAUGUCUGUGUACUGGAGUGGGGGAAAUCGGAUCGGGUGAGCGGUAAAUGACCGUACAGUCCGCAACCCCCCUUCGAUCCAAUAAAGGGGCAGCGCCCACCUAAGUAACUUAAAACGUUUUUUUAGACGGAUGUAAAAUCCAGCGUUCCAUCAGGGGCCACCUUAGAGUGAGCAUGGUUUCCAUCAUUGGAUUGUGUUUCGGCCACACGGAUGUCAUCCGCGCGCCAUUAUCUUAGCGAAUCAGUCGCGAGUAAACUUUUGACGUGAAAACAUCAUAUCGUAUUGCAUGGAAUGGCUUUGGUAAUGGCUCCUUUGUCUAUGCUUCAAAAAAUCUUUAUAAUUUUAGAGUAAAUUUGUUUCAAUAAAUUGAGACUACAGAUUAGGUUCAGAAGAAGGAAGAGACUUCUUUGAGCCUAGCCACUAAUACUAAUGAUUCAAAUUAAAUUACAAUACAUAUUAUAUAAAUCAUACAAGAAUAUGUCUUGUUUUAUAUCUUAUUCUUUUAAUUAGUAUUUAUUAUGGACAUGGUCUUCAUGCGACAUUUUAGUCUCAAAUACGUGCGGACUCACUACUUGUUGCAGCGCAACUGUCUUUGUUACAUAUAAUCCGCCGGCUAAACGGAUGAAAUCUAGAUAUGGGGAAAAAUGUGAAUUUCCUGUCACCGUGACUGUUGUUCAAGUUCCAUAAAAGUCACUGUGCAAAAUCGCCGUGACUUUGUCAAUUCGAUUCCAAUGUCGUCAUAGCUCGGUAGAGCUCCGUUAAUAACAGUGAUGAUACUCGGUAUCUAGUAAUUUUUGUUUGUACUUAUUAUACUUCGAAAGUUCUGUUUAUUGUGUUAAAACAGUACCUAAUUCUUUAAAUAAUUUUUAUGUAUUAUAAAUUAUUAUUAUACUUCCGGAUGUUCAAUAGAUUCAUAAACGGCGGUUCUAACCUAGUACAUUAUUAAAAUUAGCCUCUAUUAUACAAAUAAUUCAAUAUUUGGAUGACAUGUCCAGUCUACAUGGAUGGAAUCAAGCAAGGUCAGCUUUGAUGCGACACUGGAUUACAUCCGACUAGAAAAGGCUUAACGCGUGAUCUGACGUGUGCUGUGACGCGCAACUUGUCACUCGGCUUAAUAUUCAAAGAGGUUGUAUGUAGCCGAGCUCAUUCACGUGGCGCUGUAUCCUGUAUAACUGACGUGCCACUUAGAAGUCUUGUCCAGAAGGGGCGAAUUCGUCGCGAAUAACUCGCGCGUAACAAGGUGCUACUAUUUAAGUGGCGCGUAACACGUAAAUAGUAGUGACUUGUCUAAGCGAAAGGAAAGACGCCCUUGCUUUUAAUAUUAAAUUUAUUGAGUUAGUUUCCAUUCUAUGAAAUGUCUGAAACCUGUUUCGGUAUAAUUCGAAUUCCUUCAUAACAUUGAAAGUAUCACCAAAUUUAAUUUUUUUAUUUACAAAAGAUAUACCCGAUAUAUUCUACGUGAACUUGGAAUGUUUAUAAUCUGUAGCAAAGCAUGGACAUCUUCGUCCUCGUCAGACGACAUUUCUGAAUCAAACUGAAUUCUGUAACAGUGUCACGCGUGGUCACGUCAGAGCAUCCUCAGAAUCUUGCUGUAAGCCAUGUCGAAAUCAUGUAUCUUAGGUGGGCUAACAUACAACCCAAGGAUGGCAUAUGAAGCUGCUGUUAUCAAUAAAAAAAGCUCGUACACUUUCCCCUUAAAAGCCGGCAACGCUCCUGUCAUUGCUCUGGUGUUGGAGGAGUGGGUGACCCUUGUUUGUCCUCCUCUUCCAUAACAAACAAUCAGGUGGACUAUUUUCCGUCACUUGUCUUAUAUAAUUUUCAUAUUAUGUUAAUACUCUUCAAUAGUCAACUAGGGAAUGUACAUCGUGAUGAAUAUUUAUAUGAACUCCUCUUCUAUUUAAAAAUAACAAGUUCAGAAGGAAUAACUUUCUGACAAUACUAAAACAUAGGAGAAAACAGUAACAUUGUGAUGGUGCUAUGAAACUUACACUAUAAGUUUACUUAAGACAGGCAGAUAAGGCAAUAUUAUUCAAAUAGAUUUAUAGACGAGGAUAGCUAAUUGUUUUUUUUUUAUAUUAUAUUAUGUUAAGUAUCAGUAACUAAAACUACCAUUAUAUAGUAAUAAAAAAAAGUGUGUGUGUGUACUUAUGUAUGCACGCAAGAAGUUAUACUUCUUUGGCCUGAAAAAGCAAAAAUCCUUAUAAUUAUUUACUCCUCGUGCUAUUCUACGUUUGUAGAAAGAACAAUAUUGUAACAAUCGUGCAACGAUGGCUUUGACAAUUAAUUAUAAAAUAACGAAUACGGCUGUAUGGACUUGAACCCUUUGCCUAUACUAAUAAUGGACGAAGAAACCAAAAUAAAAAAACUGAUGUCGCAAAUGUCAGAAAAUUUUAGGAACCAACUUCACCCUGCUACUACAUUUGUGUUACAGCGAUGCGCGCGCAUCUUAAAAUUUCACUCUCAUCACUUUUUCAUAACGCGCCUAAAGAAGUAUAACUUCAAAAAUAGAAGUAUUACUUUAUUUCUACAUCCGUAGAACGGGUUAAUAAAAAUUCCACUGACCAAUGAUUCAUUUUGAGUUCUGCAUUUACAAGAAAGGACUAUUGCCAUAUUAUUUCAGACACUAAUUUUAGAAUAUUAUAAUAUUUGAACGUGUGAAAUAAAACAAAUUAUGUAUAUGACAUACUAAGCAAAGCAAUCCUAAUUAAUAAAAAUGUAAGCUUACAAAAUGUUUUGUUCUAUUCUAUUCUUCCUACCGUGGGUUUUGUGGAGGAUAUACCGCAAUGAAGCCAGUGUCAAAAUAUGUUGUUAUUACACAAAAUAAUUUACUCGGAUUUAGCAGACUUUUUUAUUUUUCUAUUGACAUAAGCCGUGUUAUUGCUAUAUAACUGCACUGUAUUGCACAAAUGGAGAAUGCUAAGCUUACAUUAAGGAUUGGUGUCUGCUGUGCUCCAUCUAGAUGCCGCAGGCGUAGUCGCAAAAUGCGGCAACUAAUACUACGCCCAAGUAGGCGUACUCGAGCCAGUCUCGAACAAUGUGUGACGUUGACGUGCCACAUGUUCUGUUGAAUUUGUUAAUAAUUGAAAGUAAAAUGCCGCCGGGUUGCGUAGUAACACUUUGUAAAAAUAAUACUACAAGUAAUAAGAAAGACACUGAGAUCACAAACAAUCAGUAUUUUGUAUUUUAUUAAUUUCAAUGUAAAAUAACAGGAAGCAUAUGUUACAAAAUUUUAAAGAUGCCACGAUUAGUUGCCGUAAUAAAUUGUUCUUAGGUAGUGCGGUAUCUAGUUGGAGCGCAGCAGAGACCAAUCUUUACUCUAAAGUGCUAAGCUAUGUUUGAUAUUCCCACAUCAGUAUCACUAACAUAAAUAUGGUCCUUGUACGGACGCUAGUUGCCACGUCAAAUAUAUCGAAACCUAAGUUCCAAAGAUAACAACUAAUUAUGUAAGUUUGAGAAGUAUGAGAAAUUAUUCCAUAUUCCAUAGACACGCAAGUCGAAAGUGAAUGCAGUUUAGUUCUUACUUCCAACAUAUUAAUUUCAUAAGUCUAUGAUAUUUUCGUUCCAAUAACAAAUCCAGUCCAAAUAACAAUCCAGUAACAAAUCGAGCCAUUUUUUUAAUUUUGUUUGAGAACCUUUUUCUGAAUUGUUACUCUUUGAAACUGAGGUAUCGAUAUGUAAAGGCAAUUUUAGUUUAUCGUAUUAUUCCAUACCUCACUUAACAUUUAAGAAUAAUAAGUAUAAUGUGAAAAGGAUGGCUUCGUUACAUGUUCUAAACUUAAUAGAUUGAAGCCCUUUACUAAAUAAUGACGCUUGUUACAAACCAAGUCAACCGCACAUGUACAAAUAUUAUAUUAUCUUGUGUAGUAAAGAGUUACUGAUAAGAAUUUCCAUAUUUUAUUUUUGUUAUUGUAAUAUUAUUUGGAAAUAGAUAAUUUUAUAUUGA
This is a messenger RNA of Leptidea sinapis, 6332 nucleotides long. RefSeq names its product transmembrane protein 135-like. The transcript has 9 exons. The coding region runs from base 537 to 1733 and encodes 398 amino acids. Lineage: Eukaryota; Metazoa; Arthropoda; Insecta; Lepidoptera; Pieridae. The record is from RefSeq and is a predicted model, not a curated record.